This is a messenger RNA of Theileria orientalis strain Shintoku, 714 nucleotides long. Its product is annotated as casein kinase II subunit beta. Lineage: Eukaryota; Apicomplexa; Aconoidasida; Piroplasmida; Theileriidae. The record is from RefSeq and is a predicted model, not a curated record. Gene Ontology annotation, cellular component: protein kinase CK2 complex; cytoplasm. Gene Ontology annotation, molecular function: protein kinase regulator activity. The transcript has 4 exons. The coding region runs from base 1 to 714 and encodes 237 amino acids.
AUGGAAGAGGAGUUUACAGAGUGGGACCAAUUUAGCUCUGAUUCGUGCGAAACCCUGAAAUGGAUUCCUUGGUUUGCCUCUCUGGAAGGACACGAAUUUUUGUUAGAAAUUGAGGAAUCGUUUGUAAGAGAUCAGUUCAAUCUAAGUGGACUUAAAAAUAUUAGAAAUUAUAAUGGAGCUAUGAGCAUGAUCUUAGGCCCAGCUCCUACGGAAGAAGUUUUCAUGGACGGGAAAUUUCUUGAGCUUUAUAUGAAUGCCACCGACUUAUACGGAAUGUUGCAUUCGAGAUAUAUAACGACGCCAAUAGGUCUUCGGAGAAUGAGAGACAAGUAUCAACAGGGAGUGUUUGGUCAGUGUCCUAGGGUGGAAUGUCAGAGGCAGAACGUUCUCCCGGUCGGAUUCAGCGACAACUUGCACAACCAUAGAAUAAAGACGUACUGUCCGCGAUGCCAGGAAGCAUACGUAAUAAGAUCUGGAGAAGUCCACGCAGAUAUAGACGGGGCGUUCUUUGGAAGGUCGUUCCCGCACCUGUUCCUGCUGACCUUUCCGAACCUAAUACCAGAUCAACCCCCGGUGCCAUUUGUGCCAAAAAUUUUCGGUUUCAAAGUUCACAACAUAAACUCAUUGAUAAAAAUAAAGCUGGAAAAUGGGGAAUUUGGAGUCACGAACAAGGCGGAGUCCCCAUCGCAGGAUGAAAUGAAAGUGGAUGAGUAA